Messenger RNA from Anopheles marshallii, 315 nucleotides. Its product is annotated as sodium- and chloride-dependent betaine transporter-like. Bases 1 to 315 code for a protein of 104 amino acids. Gene Ontology annotation, cellular component: membrane. Lineage: Eukaryota; Metazoa; Arthropoda; Insecta; Diptera; Culicidae. The transcript has 3 exons. The record is from RefSeq and is a predicted model, not a curated record.
AUGCAGGAAUGGGUUUCAAGACAUCCGGAAGAAGGACCGCAGCUGUUGGAUGGAUGCGGUGUGUUCUUCUUCAACAUCGUCCAGUGGACACCGAUCAAGUACCUCGGCUAUUCGUAUCCGUUCUGGGCCCACGCUUUCGGUUGGUUUACCGCACUGUCGUCGAUGCUGUGCAUUCCAGGUUACAUGAUCUGGCUGUGGAGAAACACACCCGGCGAUCGUGCUAACAAAAUUCGGCUGAUCGUCCGAAUUGAGGACAGCGUAAGCCAGCUUCGGGAGAGAAUGCAGGCGGAUGCCGAGAAGGGCAUGGAGCUGUAA